Thamnophis elegans (Western terrestrial garter snake) is the source of this 1819-nucleotide messenger RNA. RefSeq names its product antagonist of mitotic exit network 1 homolog (gene AMN1). The transcript has 7 exons. Lineage: Eukaryota; Metazoa; Chordata; Lepidosauria; Squamata; Natricidae. The coding region runs from base 556 to 1344 and encodes 262 amino acids. The record is from RefSeq and is a predicted model, not a curated record. Gene Ontology annotation, molecular function: protein binding. Gene Ontology annotation, biological process: SCF-dependent proteasomal ubiquitin-dependent protein catabolic process. Gene Ontology annotation, cellular component: SCF ubiquitin ligase complex.
GAAUUCCCCAGCCACUUGGAGUCCACAAGUCUUAAAGUUCCCAAGUUUGGACCAAGCACACAGAGAACUUUGGGUCUCUUACCUGCUUAGGAGAACAGAACCUAAACAAUUGCUUGUCCAAAUAUUAUACUUUCUGUUAGUCCCCUCUCCAAACCCACUUUAAAACAAGCCUGUGUACACAUACACGAGUUGCGACAUAAUCCGACGCCUUUGGGUUGCCGGGACGACGAAAACUGAAAGCAGCCCUCCCCCUCUCCAACCCACCGGGGAAUCUCAGAGAUCGUUCGAUCGAGGCCGAAUCCUUAGAAUCCUUGAGGGAGUCUCGCGGCGCUCGAAAACACUACAUUACCCAAAGUGCUUUGCUGUCACCCAGCGACGCUCUGGGAAUGCCAAGCCGGGCUGCCUGGCGGGUGAGCUCCGCGGCCCUUGGAAGGGCUGCGUGGGGAUGAGGGCGCCCAUAUUCUGAGGGAAUGAAGGAGCGACGGUUUCUGAGCCGGGCGGGGCUGCACCGGCCUGGCCUGUGAGGGAAAGGAGGCGAGCGACCCAGGCUCCGCGAUGAGCUGUCGCUACGGAGGCGGAGGGAUGGUUUGCUCGCUCCUGGAUCUAUGCCUUAAUUGUUUAAGAAAAAACAUAUCCAAAUAUGGUGCAGAUAUUAAGUCUUUGCCUCCCAACAUAAAAGAUAAGCUGAUUAAAUCAUUGAGUAUUGAAGGAUCGAUAACAGAUACAAAUAUUAGCAUGGUUCUUCACCCUGCAGUGGAGGCACUGGAUCUUCGAGACUGUGACAUUUCAGACUAUGCCUUGCAACAGCUUUGUAACUGCAGGCAUCUUAAAAAGAUAAAUGUAAAUGUUUGGAAAAACAACAGGCUGACCAUAACUUCUGAAGGAGUUGCAGCACUGGCCUUAUCAUGCCCCUAUCUGCGGGAAGCCUCUUUUAAGAGAUGCAGCAACGUAACAGACAGUGGAAUCCUUGCUCUUGCCCUCAACUGCCCCCUUUUACAAAUAGUCAACAUAGGUGGAUGCUUCAACAUCACAGACACAUCUUUACAAGCCCUUGGACAGAACUGUAGAUCCCUGCACAGUGUUGAUUUCUCAUCAACCCAAGUCACUGAUGAUGGUGUAAUAGCACUUGUUAGUGGAAUGUGUUCAAAAAAUUUAAAGGAGAUCCACAUGGAACAUUGUGUUAAUUUGACGGAUAUAGCUGUGGAAGCUGUUCUCACAUAUUGCCCUAUGAUAUAUAUUCUGUUGUUUCACGGAUGCCCACUCGUAACAGAUCGCUCCCGAGAAGCACUGGAGCAGCUGGUUGGACCCAAAAAAUUCAAGCAGGUUUCAUGGACUGUUUAUUGAUUUUUGUUUGAAAUCACAAGGCAUUACUUCUUUAAUUCCCCCCCCCCCCCGCACAAAAGGACCAUUUCUGAGAGUCUUCUGAUUAAUCUGUACAUUUGCUGUUGAUACUGUAGUCUCAAGUUGGAGAAGAGCAAACAUGCUACUCAUGUUUCUUUUUCUCCAAGUUAGUGUUCUGCAGUUAUCAAUGUUCUGCAGUGUUUUGUGUUCAUGGAAGUUCGUGAAGAGGGCUUUAGGGCACUGCUUCUUUUAAAAAAAAUAACCAUGACACUUUUACCAAUAAAGGACCAACAGUAAAUAAGGAAAUGCAAAAAGCAGAGAGAACACCAGUAAGCUAAUGGAGCAAAUGUCAUGGAAGCAUCUUCUUGUGCUGCCUGUUCUGCUGUCAUUUAGGUGGAGACCAGUUCUAUUUCUAGUUGUCCCUUGUAACAGGAGCCAUGAUUUGUUUGUAUCUGAAUAAAACCUCCUUCAAGUUGUA